UGCUGCCAUCUUCCCUGUCUGCCAUGUUGUCUCAAGCACAGCCCUCAUCUCUUAAUAGCCCAAUGCAAAUAAUUCAAACUCGAUUACCCUCUGUGGACCAAGGUCGCCUUGCAGGCAUCCUGGAGAGACAAAGGAAACAGCAUGCUAGGUAUUUCAGAAUCAGGAGGCCCACCAACAAGACAAUACUUUAUGGCCCUGUCAAUGCCAUUGUGAAUGCUGUAUUCCCAGAAAAGAGUUUAUACAGGCCUAUGCAGCAGUACACACUAGAAGAUGGGAAGCGGGAUCAAUGUGAACUGCUGCGACCUGACAUUACCAUAUUUCAUCAUGUGACUCGUAUUCCAACACUUUUCGAUCAAGACUCGGAUUCCCUCACCUGUUUGGUGAUAGAGGUGAAGAAUAAGCCACUUUCUGCUAAAGAUAGGAAGGAGGACACAAAGAAAGCGGUGGAUCAACUCUAUCGGUACAUGAUCGAUGCCUAUCAAAAGAGACAUUGUCCGGGUGUGCUAUACGGCAUUGCCAUUGUAGGCUUUCGAAUGUACCUGUACCAGAUGAUAGGCAUAGGUGCACCAAUGAUUCACGUCGAGUCGGGUUUUGCCCCAAAUUUUCUAGACAAUAGUGCAACCACGCUUUGGAUGGAAAUUCGCAAAUUGGUUGACAAUGAAGUGCAUCGAAAGUCGCAUACAUGGCUGCGUGCAACCUGCUCUCUCAACAGCAGUAUGGGUGUGGCCCAACAAGAUGCUGACAUGGAGAAUACGAUGGGUGGUCUCUUUGAAGACACCGAGGCAUUGGAAUUCCCUCCAAUGCCCAAACCCAAAGACCCCAAUGUAUUCGGUGCCGCAUCUUACCUACCAGGCCUUAGCCCUACAAACACCGAUUCUACUGGGCCCCGUGGAAUCGAGAGUCCAAUACAACUCCGUUCAGCUGAUUGGGUUGGGGAAACACUCUCGUACACCCCGUUCUUCAAUUCCCCUGCCCCAAGCAACUUGAGCAGCGAUCAUCGAGUCAGCGGGACACUGCAUCUCCCCAGUAGUGCCCAAUGGAUGUCCACCCCCCAGCCAGGCCAAACACAGCCUUUUCACGGGUUUCAAUCCAUGCCUGCCACUCACUCAGGUGGAAUGCCACUCACUCCGGGAGCUCCCUCAGACUCACCACUGCAACCUAUCAGAACACCAUCUUCUCCGAGUCUUCUCAUGCCUCCAUUGGAAUCACCUGAAUCACCACUCCAUCGCUUCUCAAUACAAAGGAGGCAGCUGCAGAUAACUAAUAAUGUCAGCACAAUGGGUAUCCUUGUGAGAGACCAAGAUCGGUCCUCUGGUACUGCAGGUCAAGCUGAACCUGAAGAGGGUCAAGUUCCUCGAGGUGGCGCUAGUUGGAGCCCGAGAACACCUGAACCAAUCAGCCGAUGCACCAUAACGGACUGGUACUCCAUUUCAGCUUCACCUUCAACCAGCAGUCAACCGUGUAACUUUCCGGCUCCCAACAUUGCUCUGCACAGCUCGCAGCACCUUUGCACGUCCGACUAA
Cantharellus anzutake is the source of this 1523-nucleotide messenger RNA. RefSeq lists its product as uncharacterized. The coding region runs from base 24 to 1523 and encodes 499 amino acids. NCBI's taxonomy places the organism in Eukaryota, Fungi, Basidiomycota, Agaricomycetes, Cantharellales, Hydnaceae. The record is from RefSeq and is a predicted model, not a curated record. The transcript is spliced from 4 exons.